GAAUCAGUAUGGACAGAUGAACUCUUCAUCUUUAUUUAUAGAUGUCCAGUAUGCUCCAAAGCUUCCCUCUGUGUCAGUGAGUCCCUCUGCUGAGAUAGUGGAGGGCAGUUCAGUGAAUCUGACCUGUAGCAGUGAUGCUAACCCAGCAGCUAACUAUACCUGGUACAAGGAGGAUGAAGACUCACCAAAAGCAUCAGGACAGAUCUUCACCAUCUCUAACGUCACAGCUGAACACAGUGGGAAUUAUUACUGUGAAGCCCAGAACACAAGAGGACGUCAUAACUCCACCUUACAUCUGACUGUUGUGGCAGGAGCAUGGAAAUCAACAGCUGUUGGAACAACCACUACAGUUGUCCUCGCUGUCAUACUUCUCUCUGUCUUUAUACUGACUAGAAAGAAGAGGGCUGCCAAGCAAUCAUUCAAGUCUGGGGAGAGAUCAGACUACAGGACACAGUAUCUUCCACCUGGGAGACAGCUGGACGACCCGCAGGACGACCUUCACUAUGCCAGUGUCCGAUUUUGCAAGAACCAGGCAGAUUUGGCCGUCAGACCAGUUCAGCCCCACAGACACGAGACUGAGGAGAGUGUUGUGUAUGCUGAUGUCACAUUUAAGAGAUGUCAGAAAUCAACCGGAGAGGAUCCAGCUGCACUGUACAGCACAAUCAACAAAACCCGCUGAACAUAUGGUAUUUAUAUGACGUAGUUUGUUUAUUUUAGCAUGUAACCAUUUAUUUAAUGUAAUUCUGAGUACACAGCAUUGAGACAUCCAAACAUUUUUUGACAACAAUUCAAAUUUACAAAUUUGUGCAGAACACAGCUUGUUAUUAAUAGUCAGCAUAUAUUACCCCGAAACAAUAUGUAAAAUAUCUAAUGCUGUUUAUUGUAAACACAAUUGUUUUCUACAUGUUUUGCAGACGUGUGUUUAUACUAGAGGGACAGACUCAAGGAAGAAAACUUAGUUUGCUUUUUCUGUCACUGACUUCCUGUUCUUCGUAUGGAUGACUGUCAGUUUUAACACCCAGCAGAUAGUUAACCCUUUAAAACUGAUAGAUAUGUGGAAGGAAUUAGGGUUUUAAAGGGGCAGUUAAAAGUCAAAUAUACUUAUUUUUCCUUUUACCUGUAGUGCUAUUUAUCAAUCUAGGUUGGGAUGGAGAGUGUUUGAGAUAUCCGCUGAAGAAAUGUCUGCCUUCUGUCCAAUAAAAUGGAACUAGAUGGCACCUGGAUUGUGGUGCUCAAAGCCCCAAAAAUACAUUUUAAAAACUCAGCAGCAAUGUCUCUAUUCAGAAAUCAUGACCAGGUUUCUCAAGGUAAUCCACAGACUUUGUUCUGAGCAGUUUCAUGUAGGAACUAUUUUCUUUUUACUGAAUUGUACCCACCAACCGUAUCACUAAGGAGGCAUGCAUCUACUCAUGGACAUACUCAUAACUGGCUCAGUGGUGCUAGGUGAGCCAGUGGUAGAUGCACACUUCCUUCUGCAUGGUAAUACCGUUUGUAGUUCGGUAGAAAGAAAA
Molecule: messenger RNA, 1511 nt
Organism: Epinephelus moara (kelp grouper)
Lineage: Eukaryota; Metazoa; Chordata; Actinopteri; Perciformes; Serranidae
Product: B-cell receptor CD22-like
Exons: 6
Coding region: 17-679 (220 amino acids)
Source: RefSeq, a predicted model, not a curated record